AUGAGUCACCGUAAGUAUGAAGCACCCCGCCAUGGCUCACUCGGCUUCCUCCCAAGGAAGCGUUCUGCCCGCCACCGCGGAAAGGUCAAGUCCUUCCCCAAGGAUGACCCCAAGAAACCGGUUCACUUGACUGCCUUCAUGGGCUACAAGGCUGGCAUGACCCAUGUUGUCCGUGAUCUCGACCGACCAGGCUCCAAGAUGCACAAGCGUGAAGUCGUCGAAGCGGUAUCGAUCGUCGAGACACCACCCCUCGUUAUUGUUGGUGUUGUUGGUUACGUCGAGACUCCUCGCGGCCUGCGCACUCUCACCACCGUCUGGGCCUCCCAUCUCUCCGACGAAGUCAAGCGUCGAUUCUACAAGAACUGGUACCGAUCGAAGAAGAAGGCGUUCACCCGAUACGCCAAGAAGCACGCUGAGGAUGGCGGCAAGUCUGUUGCCCGUGAACUCGAGCGUAUCCGCAAAUACUGCACCGUCGUCCGUGUUCUUGCCCACACACAAAUCCGCAAGACUGGUCUCAGCCAGAAGAAGGCUCACCUUAUGGAGAUCCAGGUCAACGGUGGCUCGAUACCCGACAAGGUCGAAUUCGCCCAUGGCCUGUUCGAGAAGCCGAUUGAGAUCGGAUCCGUUUUCGAGCAAGAUGAGUGUAUAGAUGUCAUUGGAGUCACCAAGGGUCACGGAUUCGAAGGUGUCACCCACCGUUGGGGUACCAAGAAGCUUCCUCGCAAGACUCACAAGGGUCUCCGCAAGGUCGCUUGUAUUGGUGCAUGGCAUCCUUCGAAGGUCAUGUUCUCUGUUGCUCGUGCCGGUCAAAACGGUUACCAUCACCGAACGGAACUCAACAAGAAGAUCUACCGCAUUGGCUCAGCUACCGACGAGUCCAACGCUUCAACCGAAUCCGACAUCACCAAGAAGACCAUCACACCCAUGGGUGGCUUCCCCCACUACGGUAUUGUCAAGAACGACUUCUUGAUGCUCAAGGGCUCCAUCCCCGGUACCAAGAAGCGCGUUGUCACGAUAAGAAAGUCGCUCAUGGUACAUACUUCGCGCCGGGAUCUCGAGAAGGUUCAACUCAAAUUCAUCGACACGUCCUCCAAGUUCGGUCAUGGUUCGUUCCAAACCUUCGAAGAAAAGGCUGCGUUCAUGGGAACGCUCAAAGCCCGUGCAUGA
This is a messenger RNA of Pleurotus ostreatus (oyster mushroom), 1167 nucleotides long. RefSeq names its product 60S ribosomal protein L3 (gene RPL3). The record is from RefSeq and is a predicted model, not a curated record. The transcript is spliced from 7 exons. Gene Ontology annotation, cellular component: ribosome; cytosolic large ribosomal subunit. The coding region runs from base 1 to 1167 and encodes 388 amino acids. Gene Ontology annotation, biological process: translation; ribosomal large subunit assembly. Lineage: Eukaryota; Fungi; Basidiomycota; Agaricomycetes; Agaricales; Pleurotaceae. Gene Ontology annotation, molecular function: RNA binding; structural constituent of ribosome.